This is a messenger RNA of Melitaea cinxia (Glanville fritillary), 2064 nucleotides long. RefSeq names its product casein kinase I (gene gish). The record is from RefSeq and is a predicted model, not a curated record. Gene Ontology annotation, biological process: endocytosis; positive regulation of canonical Wnt signaling pathway; peptidyl-serine phosphorylation. Bases 44 to 1495 code for a protein of 483 amino acids. Lineage: Eukaryota; Metazoa; Arthropoda; Insecta; Lepidoptera; Nymphalidae. Gene Ontology annotation, cellular component: plasma membrane; cytoplasm; nucleus. Gene Ontology annotation, molecular function: protein serine/threonine kinase activity; ATP binding. The transcript has 13 exons.
GACCGGUGCGGUGGGUGGGCGUGGCGUGGGCGGAAGCGGCGCGAUGCACACGUCGCGACAUUCCGUCACCUCGUCUUCGGGGGUCCUUAUGGUCGGGCCCAACUUCCGCGUCGGCAAAAAGAUCGGCUGCGGUAACUUCGGUGAACUCAGACUCGGAAAAAAUCUCUACAACAAUGAACACGUAGCGAUUAAGAUGGAGCCAAUGAAAUCCAAGGCUCCACAACUACAUCUAGAGUACCGAUUUUACAAACUAUUAGGGACGCACGCGCCAUCAACAGCAGAAGGCAUACCCGAGGUGUACUACUUCGGCCCUUGCGGUAAAUACAAUGCCUUGGUCAUGGAACUGCUCGGGCCGUCGCUAGAGGACCUGUUCGACCUUUGCGGCCGUCGCUUCUCUUUAAAGACUGUGUUGAUGAUCGCCAUGCAGCUGUUACAUCGCAUCGAAUAUGUCCACACGAGACAUUUAAUAUAUCGGGACGUGAAACCCGAGAAUUUUUUAAUAGGUAGAGCUACGAGUAAAAGGGAAAAAAUCAUACACAUCAUUGAUUUCGGUUUGGCCAAAGAAUAUAUAGACUUAGAGACAAACAAACAUAUCCCUUACCGGGAGCACAAGUCACUAACUGGGACUGCGAGAUACAUGUCAAUAAAUACACAUUUAGGGAAAGAACAAUCUAGACGCGACGACCUAGAAGCUCUGGGGCAUAUGUUUAUGUAUUUUUUACGUGGUUCCUUACCCUGGCAGGGUUUAAAAGCUGAUACACUCAAAGAAAGAUACCAAAAAAUCGGCGAUACCAAACGAGCGACUCCAAUUGAGGUGCUGUGCGAGGGCCACCCCGAGGAGCUGGCGACGUACCUGCGCUACGUGCGGCGGCUGGACUUCUUCGAGACGCCGGACUACGACCAGCUGCGCCGCAUGUUCCGCGACCUGUUCGAGCGGCGCGGCUACGUGGACGACGGCGAGUUCGACUGGACCGGCAAGACCAUGUCUACACCGGUGGGUUCAAUACAAACUGGACACGAAGUAGUAGUAUCGCCAAAUCGAGAUAGACAUCAGCCCUUCCACAAGGAUGAUUUGUGUGAUUAUAUGAUUGGUUUGGUUGAGGACGAUGAGGCGGCGCUUAUAUCCGGAGAGGGCGCCGUAAAAGACUCCGGUACCGGCGGUACCGCAAAUACCGGUGGUAACUGGCCGCACAGCGGGAAGGCCACGCCUCUCACUGCGGGUCACCUUACGCCGGCUGACAGGCACGGCUCUGUGCAGCUGUUGAAGAAUAAGCAUUUUCGGUAUGUGAAAUUUCCCGGAUCGGUGUCAACGGUGGUGAGCUCUACGAACGGCGAGCUGGGCGCCGACGACCCCACCGCUGGCCACAGCAACACGCCCAUCACGCAACACCACGAGGUGGACGUGGUCGACGACACCAAGCAAUCCGUCUAUUCCAGAUGUUGCUGUUUCUUCAAACGUAAAAAGAAGAAGUGUGCGACGCGCGCGUACAAGUGACGCGUGUGCGCGUGACCGCCCCGCACCGCUAGGGUUGCCGACUGCCCGAGUACAAGGGGUGGCGUGGACGGCCGAGCUAUGCCCGUUUCUUUCUAGCGCACAGGAACGUGCACGUUAGAAAGAGACGGUGUGACGUACGAAGGCAGACGAGCGCUCUAGCGAACCUAGCUACCUGUCUUGCUCUUACAUACGCGGGACGUGUAGUUACUAUACGUUAGAAAGAGAAAGAAGUUCAGCUAAGCAGUUUAACACAUACUCGGAAUGGAUUGUCGAUCUGCGUGUUGGUAAGAAUAAAUAACGCAACGUUUUAAUUGUGGGUCCUACGGUGAUGACUUACUAAUGAAAUACUAUUUGUCUAUUUCUAACGUUUAUAGAAUUGAUUUUGUUCUGCUAUAUAAGAAGGAGACAGGUAACCUGCAGUCUUAUUGUACGUAAUAUGGCUCGUCCGCUCUACAAAUCCUCUAGGAACAUUAUCUGCAUUAGCUCAUAGUACAACAUUCGCCGCUUACCAUCUUCCAUUCAUAUAAUUAUUUGUAUCCGUAUAUUAAAUUGGAAGAACUCAAAAGAUA